AUGCCACCCCGACAAUCCUCCCGCUCAAGUCCAUCACUCCUUUCUCUAUCCGAGAUUAUCAACCUCGAACCAGAGGAAGAGCCCUGGUGUGCUGGCUAUGCCCCUUCACAGCGCCGUCGCUGUCAUGCGCGGACCAAUGCACGCGGCCGCAGGUCAGCAAUGGUGUUGCUCGAUAAGGGCACCGAGAGGCUUCACGCCGGUCUGAGUAUCGAUACUCUGCUGGAAGAUCUGGCCCCUCAUGUCCUAUGCACACGGUUUCAUCAGAACCAAGCGUCGGAAUUGUCAUCUCGCUUUAAACGCAAAGUCCGUACAUAUCUCGAAUCACAGACCCCGACGACGCCAUCAUCGAGAACAGCGAGUCUCUCAUCUCAAACCCACACUGUGAGAAGUACCGGUACAGAGAGAGGAGAAAGGGCAGCUCUUCUGCGGAAACUUCGUGAAACAUUGGAUGAGCUGCGACGCCUUGAGGAUGCCGAAUAUGACCGACAACAUGAUUCAAGAUCUUCUAGUCGUCGUGAGAUUGAAAGUCUAAGCAGGACGGUCAGUCCAAGAACCUCGGAAAGUCCACCAAGAAGACAGAUAUCACAAGAACCUCGUGUUGCCAGAGGAGUGGAGAGACGCCCCACAGAAUAUUCCGUCUUCUCGUUGACAGCUACUGUGCCUGCGGUGACCCAAGCUCGAUUCAAUUUCACCAGAACCGAGGGGACUUUGAGGCAAGCACAAGAAAGCCCAUCAACAGUGGCUCGGGUCUCUAGCCGCACCCAGCCCCAUAGCAACGUGGGGAUAAAGCCGCGAGUUACCCGUCGUGAGAUUGAAGGAGCUUGUGGAAUUUGCCUGUGUGACCUGCAUAUUUCAAAUGAAGAUCAGCACACGAGCGAGGCUGACGCGGAAACGGAACAUGAUACCGACGAUGGCCAAGAUGGCAAUAAUGAGGACCAUGGUGAUGGUGAUGAGCAACACGAAGAGGAAUUGACUUGGUGCAAGGCACGAUGUGGAGUGAACUUCCACAAACAAUGCAUGGAUCAAUGGUUAGCGCGGGCGCGCACGUGUCCAACGUGUAGGAGCAAGUGGGAACAUACGCAUUCGGUAUAA
Molecule: messenger RNA, 1092 nt
Organism: Penicillium olsonii
Lineage: Eukaryota; Fungi; Ascomycota; Eurotiomycetes; Eurotiales; Aspergillaceae
Source: the annotation of a GenBank genome assembly